This is a messenger RNA of Brugia malayi, 1269 nucleotides long. It is a transcript of the gene Bma-unc-101, whose product is annotated as Clathrin coat assembly protein AP47, putative. Gene Ontology annotation, biological process: intracellular protein transport; vesicle-mediated transport. The record is from RefSeq and is a predicted model, not a curated record. Gene Ontology annotation, cellular component: clathrin-coated vesicle; clathrin adaptor complex. Bases 1 to 1269 code for a protein of 422 amino acids. NCBI's taxonomy places the organism in Eukaryota, Metazoa, Nematoda, Chromadorea, Rhabditida, Onchocercidae. The transcript has 9 exons. Gene Ontology annotation, molecular function: clathrin-cargo adaptor activity.
AUGUCUUCUUCCGCUAUCUAUAUACUUGAUCUUAAAGGCAAAGCGAUAAUAUCAAGGAAUUACCGAGGUGAUAUAGACAUGGCGGUCAUCGAUAAGUUUAUGCCUUUACUGUUGGAACGCGAAGAAGAGGGUCGUCAGAGUCCAGCUCUCGAGCAUCCUGAAGCUACCUUCAUUUACUUCAGACAUUCAAACCUUUAUUUUGUUUCAACAUCACGUAAAAAUGUAAAUGUAGCACUAGUGCUUACAUUUCUAUACAAGAUAGUGGAAGUCCUUGGAGAAUAUUUGAAAGAUGUCGAGGAAGAAUCGAUUCGUGAUAAUUUUGUAGUCAUCUAUGAAUUGCUGGAUGAAAUGAUGGAUUUUGGAUAUCCGCAAACUACUGAAGGGAAAAUUUUGCAAGAGUUCAUUACACAAGAAGGACAUAAAUUGGAAGCUGCACCUCGACCACCAAUGGCUGUCACGAACGCCGUUUCGUGGCGUUCAGAAGGUCUCAAAUAUCGCAAGAAUGAAGUAUUUUUAGAUGUCAUAGAAUCUGUUAAUUUACUGGCAAAUGCAAAUGGUGUAGUUCUACAGAGUGAAAUAGUUGGUUCGGUUAAGAUGCGUGUCUAUUUAACAGGUAUGCCGGAACUACGAUUGGGUCUUAAUGACAAAGUUUUGUUCGAAAGUAGUGGUAGGGGUAAAAACAGAUCAGUAGAAUUGGAAGAUGUAAAAUUUCAUCAGUGUGUUCGUCUCUCUCGUUUUGAAAAUGAUCGGACAAUCAGUUUUAUACCACCAGAUGGUGAAUUCGAAUUGAUGAGUUACAGAUUAAUGACUGUUGUUAAGCCACUUAUUUGGAUGGAAGCAGUCGUUGAAAGACAUACUCAUUCAAGAGUCGAAUAUAUGAUAAAGGCGAAAUCGCAAUUCAAACGACGCUCUACAGCAAAUAAUGUAGAGAUUAUCAUCCCUGUGCCAAGUGAUGCCGAUUCGCCCAAAUUCAAGACCUCCAUCGGGACAGUAAAAUACACACCAGAACAAAAUUCAUUUGUUUGGACAAUUAAAAGUUUUCCAGGUGGGAAAGAAUAUUUGAUGCGAGCACAUUUCAACUUACCAUCGGUUCAGUGUGAAGACCGUGAGGGUCGUCCACCAAUGAAAGUAAAAUUUGAAAUCCCGUAUUUCACAACUUCCGGAAUACAGGUACGUUAUCUUAAAAUCAUUGAAAAAAGUGGUUAUCAAGCUUUACCGUGGGUGCGCUACAUUACGCAAAAUGGUGACUACCAACUGCGCAUGAUGUGA